Molecule: messenger RNA, 5606 nt
Organism: Nannospalax galili (Upper Galilee mountains blind mole rat)
Lineage: Eukaryota; Metazoa; Chordata; Mammalia; Rodentia; Spalacidae
Gene: Pafah1b1
Product: platelet activating factor acetylhydrolase 1b regulatory subunit 1
Exons: 11
Coding region: 565-1797 (410 amino acids)
Molecular function (GO): protein binding
Source: RefSeq, a predicted model, not a curated record
CGUCAGGGCGUUGGAGCAGCUCCUGUGACAGACCGAGCUGGAGCGGCGGGGCGGCGGCGGAGUCCGGCGGCCGAGAGAGCAAGUGAGCGAGCGGACGAGAGCGGAAGGUCUCAGGAGCGGCGAGGAGCAGGAGGGGAGCGCUCGGGCGCGAGCCACAGGACCUGCGAGCGCCGGGCGAGCGCUCGAGCACCGGAACGGCCGAGCAGCCCGGCCGCGGCCCUCCCCUCCCCCUCCCCGGGCCCGGGCCCAGCGCGCCAUCCUUCCCCUCCCUCCUUCCCUCCCUCCCUCCUUCCUCCCUCCCCUGUCCCUUCCCCUCCCCCGCCGGUGGAUGGGAGUGAAGGACGGAAGCGGCCCUGCGAAGGCGGCGGUGCAGCGCUCCGGUGGAAUGAACCUUACUUGCUGAGUAUUUCCUGGUUGCUGGUUGGAUUCACAUUUCAAGAAUUAUUUUCCCCUCUGUGGAAGCCACUUAGUGGCAUAUUUAAUUAUAAAUCUAGGGAUCACAAAGCUUUUGAUUUCCCGGAAGGACAUACCACUAUAUCAAAUAAGCUUGACAUUACAGCCAAAAUGGUGCUGUCCCAGAGACAACGAGAUGAACUAAAUCGGGCUAUAGCAGAUUAUCUUCGUUCAAAUGGCUAUGAAGAGGCAUAUUCUGUUUUUAAGAAGGAAGCUGAAUUAGAUAUGAAUGAAGAAUUAGAUAAAAAAUAUGCUGGUCUUUUGGAAAAAAAAUGGACAUCUGUUAUCAGAUUACAAAAGAAGGUUAUGGAAUUAGAAUCAAAGCUAAAUGAAGCAAAAGAAGAAUUUACGUCGGGUGGUCCUCUUGGUCAGAAACGAGACCCAAAAGAAUGGAUUCCCCGUCCACCAGAAAAAUAUGCAUUGAGUGGUCAUAGGAGUCCAGUCACACGAGUCAUUUUUCAUCCUGUGUUCAGUGUUAUGGUCUCUGCUUCAGAAGAUGCUACAAUUAAGGUGUGGGAUUAUGAGACUGGAGAUUUUGAACGAACUCUCAAGGGGCAUACAGACUCUGUACAAGACAUUUCCUUUGACCACAGUGGCAAGCUUCUGGCUUCCUGUUCUGCAGAUAUGACCAUUAAACUAUGGGAUUUUCAGGGCUUUGAAUGCAUCAGAACCAUGCAUGGCCAUGACCACAAUGUUUCUUCAGUAGCCAUCAUGCCUAAUGGAGAUCAUAUAGUGUCUGCCUCAAGGGAUAAAACUAUAAAAAUGUGGGAAGUACAAACUGGCUACUGUGUGAAGACAUUCACAGGACACAGAGAAUGGGUACGUAUGGUACGGCCAAAUCAGGAUGGCACUCUGAUAGCCAGCUGUUCCAAUGACCAGACUGUGCGUGUAUGGGUUGUAGCAACAAAGGAAUGCAAGGCUGAGCUCCGAGAACAUGAACAUGUGGUAGAAUGCAUUUCCUGGGCUCCAGAAAGUUCAUAUUCUUCCAUCUCUGAAGCAACAGGAUCUGAGACUAAAAAAAGUGGCAAGCCUGGGCCAUUCUUGCUAUCUGGAUCCAGAGACAAAACUAUUAAGAUGUGGGACGUCAGUACUGGCAUGUGCCUUAUGACCCUUGUGGGUCAUGAUAAUUGGGUACGUGGAGUUCUGUUCCAUUCUGGGGGGAAGUUUAUUUUGAGUUGCGCUGAUGACAAGACUCUACGUGUAUGGGAUUACAAGAACAAGCGAUGCAUGAAGACCCUUAAUGCGCAUGAACACUUUGUUACCUCCUUGGAUUUCCACAAGACGGCACCCUAUGUGGUUACUGGCAGUGUAGAUCAAACAGUAAAGGUGUGGGAGUGCCGUUGAUCAAGUCUCAUUGGGUCCUUCCUCCCUUUACUCCUCUGGAUGCACUCUGAUGAUACCAUGGUUACCCCAUUGAGCUCUGUUUAAAUAAAUAUUGUCCUUUCAUGUAAAUUAUUCUGGAUGUAGAUUGAGCUUAUUAAAUGUUACACACAAAGUAUUCAUGCAUGGUGAAUCCAAAUUGUAUACUGUAAAUUUACAUACGUUGUCUAGAAUUACCAUAGGGUUUAAAAACCUGGGCUGGCAUUGGUCACACCAGGCCUACAAGGGCGGAAGUUGAAUAAAUUGAGUUAGGGGCACUGAACUGAAUAGUUGACAGUGUCGUUUUAUGUUGGAUUAUUAAUUAUUGUUUUUCUUCCUGCUAUCUGUUGGUGCCUGACUUGAUGGCCUCAUUUUGGGGAAAAUGGUGGUUAUUAGGGCUUUUUCUGAAAUGUGUAUCUAUGUAACAUCACUUAAGUGUGCUUAAUAAAUCUUAAAGGAUGUUAGAUAAUAAGACUGCAAUUCAAAAUCUUUUGAUCCAUCUAUGUAAUUAAUGGGGAUUACACAUUGAAAUUUUUGUCUUGACCCUUUUGCCAAAUCAAUAGGAUAUGUUUGUUUUGGCAGCCUAUCAAGCAAAGGCUAGUGGUAUAUUUAUGUAAGAAAAUGAUUAUAAAUCUCAAGAAAAAUCUCAGCAGCUAAUAGUGAAUCCUUUUUUUUUUUUUUUUUUCUCCUUUUUUUCCAUUUGGGUCUUAAUGCUUUGUAAACAGUUCUGAAAACACUGUCAUACUCUAAGCUUCUAUUUUCCACACUAGACAGAUUUCAAGUUGUAUUCUCCAUACUGUUAGAUUGUAUAGUGACGUGACUUCCAAGUAGAUUAAUCUUUCCAUUGAGUGUCAUGGUACAAAUCACUAUUUGUUUAUGAUGUUUCUAGGGAUGUGCAAUGUGCAUUUCAUAAGGACAGAAAUACUGAAAAGGUUAUGUUUGCCCAUUUUACAGGAGUGGAAGAAAUAUAGCAGUUUUUCAACAUGAAUCUGAUAACAAUUUGAACUGUUUGACUUACAGGUUAGAAAAUGACAGGGUUUAUUGGAGGUGCAUAGAAAUGUACUGGGUUUUUUUUUCAUCUUUUGUUUAUAUAUAAAUGUUUAUAUGGACCUAUCUAUAAGUGGAUAAGUCUGUAUAUGUAUAUCGCACACAUAAAGCCUCCAUGUUGUUGGGUCUUGGGUUUUUGAAGAAGUGCUAAAACAUACUAGAAGAGUAAAUCUUACUGUGGAAUACCACAGCCAUGCUUUAGAACAAACCCCUUUCAUGCUAAUGUUUCUGAAAACUAGGUCUCACUCUGAAGGGGGCUUUUCUUAGCUAAAGGAAAGUCACUUCCUCUAUUUCCCCCUCUAAUGUGGCCUUUCAGCAUUUUAUGCGUCCCUGAUAUGUUGUAUAUUUUGAUCCAAAGUUACUACAGUAGGUGUAAAAGAAUUUUAUCCAUGACUUUAAAAACACUACUCCAUUGUCAGUUGUUAAUAAAGAAUUCCAUUGCUUAGCUAACAUUUUUUAAAGAAAGUCAUUUGAAAAGUUAACAGAGACAAUGUAAUAACAAUGACAGUUUAACAAAGAUAAUUUUUUUCUGAACUGCAUUUUAUUCAUUUGUGUAAUAUAUAAUUUUUAAGUGUCCCUUUUAGUAUUUAAUGGAAAAUUGAUUCUUGAAAAGGACAGAGGGUAAGAGUUAAUGUCCCGUAGAUACACACAUAGAGAUUAGGCCAUGUAUUAACUAGAAGCAGCUUUAUGUCUAGCUUGUGUCCUUUUGGUUGUUUACUUGUUUUUAAUAUUCUUAAAGAGAUGUCUCUGGAAAGGAAAGUGUUUUGAGAACUAAAUGGCUAUUUUUGAGGACAGUUACAUCUUGAUUCCAUAUACACUGUAGGUUAGCUUUCAGAACAAUAUAUUUCCUCACAGCCCUGCUUACAUUGAGAAGUCGUGUCUCUUUCUACCCCCCCAUUCUGACUGGAUUUUUCUCCAAAGUUAUGGAAAAUGUCUGUGUUCUCAUUUGCUGCUAUUUCCUAUCCUAUUUCAAGAAAUAUAAAUACAUAGAAAUGGUGCAUCUUAACAUUUAUUUGUACAUGUUUAAAUGUCUUGUAUUUUAAUUCAGUUUUAGCAUGUAGUACAUGAAUUGUUUAAGGGUAAGCCACAACAUCUAAAAAUCCACAGAAACAAACAGUAAUGAAAAAGUGGUACCAAUGUAGAGGAACAAAGCUGCUGUUCCUAGUGUCUUCCCCUGCAGCACAUAGUCACUGACAAAGGAGGAGGAACAGUUAUCUGUCAACAAAGCUAUCCUUACUUGGGAGAUUGCCACAGCCUGCUGCUUAGUUGAGUUACCAGACAUCCUCCACUUAAGAAGCAGCAAACAUUGAAUCUCAGGGAUGGUCCACAACUGGAUCCAAAUGUAACGAGCCCUGUUUGAAUAGUGAAAGGGAGUGGGGGAGAGCAAUCCAGCCACAUCUGGCAUCAAGUUUGCAAAGGUUUCCUGCGCUGUUGUUUGACACUGCCCUGUUGAUGCCCUUUCUUACUCUGUGCUCUGUUUUCUCUGUCUGCUGUCUAACCCUGUGCCUUGCCUGGGAUAAGGACAAUGAUGAGGUUCCUGGUUUGGGUUAUAAGUAGAGGACUGUAUGAAUUGGUUAGAGGUUCACUGCUGCUUUGUCACUUUCUCAAAUCAGAUUGGCCACUUAUUAAGAAAUAAAAAGCUGGUAGAAUUGCAUUCUCAGAUGAUUAUUGACUUUGUGUGUGUGUGCGUGUGUGUGUAUGUAAACAGACAUUCCAGUGCCCAAGAAGUCCUGCCUGCGCUCUGGAGAGUGCAUGCCACGGAAACUGUGGUAUAGACAUGGCUUGGAGAAUAGUUGCUUUUAACAUGGCAUCUUGCACUUUAGGAGACUUAAGACCGUUCCUGUUUUGUGUGCAUGUGGUGUGACCAAUGGUGUGCCUAGAGCACUAUCCAGAAUCACUAGUGUUAGCAAGUCGUCCCAGGCUGUGGAGCAAGCACUGUAGUCCUUUGGAAGCUUUGGCUCUAGAUUCACCAAGCCCAGUCUCUUUACUGUCAGUGCCCUGCUCUCCUGUUGGCCUCUUUCUGUUUCUGUGUGAACUUUCAGAUAUCACUAAAUGUUUUUUUUUUUUUUAAGUUAAAGAAAAACUUUAAAAUUAAGGACAUUUUUGUUUGUUGACAGUGGUGGCUUGAUAAGCAACUGAAGUUGAAAAUGGAAGGAAAAGGCACUUAAAAUGGUUAUUCUUUCUGUCCAGCUGUAUAUAAAUCCAAUGUGUUGAUUAAUCUAGAUGAUGCAAAGAAGAAUCUCUUGGUAGAGAAGCAACAUGGACAAAUUCGAAGAAAAGGCUUUAGGUUUUUUUUCCAGUGGGGUGGGGGUGGGGGUAAGCUGGAUUUACAAGUCACAACUGGAACUGGCCUUUUUAUCUUUCCACAAUAUCAUGUAAGCAGCUGCUUUCUUGUCCUGCCUAUCCUUCAGGCAUCCCUAAAGCUCACUCUGAAGAUGUUAGAAAUAAACACAAAAUCUUGGAGUUAAAAGUUGAUCCUGACACUGACAUGAAGGCGAGCAUUGAUUUCGUAUGAACAGAGGUGGUAAUUGGAGAAAACAGUUCCCCAGAUUUUAAGAGUUCACUGAAGAUAUUGACACAAUUUAAAAAAAAAAAUCAGUAAAGGAAUGUAUAUAAUAUUGCUCUUGUGUUUUACAGUAAGAUUUGUUGCUCUCAAGACUGUGUAAAACAAAAUUUAUUCAUGUUUUCUGCAUAUUAAAAAAAUCUUAUUGUACCAAUUGGUAAACUAUUAAAUGCCUAUAAAACUA